Messenger RNA from Rhododendron vialii, 3148 nucleotides. RefSeq names its product phospholipase D delta-like. Gene Ontology annotation, cellular component: plasma membrane. Bases 278 to 2803 code for a protein of 841 amino acids. Gene Ontology annotation, molecular function: D-type glycerophospholipase activity; calcium ion binding. Gene Ontology annotation, biological process: phosphatidylcholine metabolic process; phospholipid catabolic process. The transcript is spliced from 10 exons. The record is from RefSeq and is a predicted model, not a curated record. Lineage: Eukaryota; Viridiplantae; Streptophyta; Magnoliopsida; Ericales; Ericaceae.
ACUAACUGCCAUCCACGUGUCACUCCCCUAAUAGCCCUCGGAACACGUACUCCAUCCUCUCCGUCCCCCUCCCCUCGCCGUCUCCUCCUAUCAACCGUUUCCCGCCGCGGCUGAACCACCGCAACCACCCCCCACACGGCGGCCAAACCUCUACCGCCUCAGCCCAACAACCCCACCCCUCCAGAUCCCUCUCUCUCGCCUCCCGCAUAUUUCCCUCUUGGUAUUGUUUUGUGUUUGUUUCGAAUUCGUUUCGUUUCGUGAUUGAUUUCGACAUCCCAUGGCGGACGGCGAUUCAGAAAGAGUUGUUUACCUCCACGGCGAUCUGGAUCUGAAAAUUAUGGAAGCUCGGAACUUACCGAACAUGGACAUGCUCUCCGAGCGCUUCCGACGCUGCUUCACCGCCUUCGACAUGACCUGCGGCAGGCCCAGGCAGGGCCAGCACCGCCACCGCAAGAUCAUCACGAGCGACCCUUACGUCACCCUCUGCCUCGCCGGCGCCACGGUGGCGCGCACGCGCGUCAUCGCCAACUCCCAAGAUCCUAAAUGGGACGAGCAUUUCCAUGUCCCUCUCGCUCAUCCGGUUUCUCAGGUGGAGUUCCAGGUCAAGGACAACGACGUGUUCGGCGCCGAGCUGAUUGGCGUCGCGGCCGUCCCGGCGGAGAGGAUUUUGUCCGGCGAGGUCAUAAAAGAGUGGUUUCCGAUCAUCGGAUCCCACGGUAAGCCGCCGAAACCGGACUGCGCGGUUUUUCUCGAGAUGAGAUUCGUGCCGUGCGAUGAGAAUCCGGUUUAUAACAAUUCUGAUCCGGGCCGGUUCGACGUGGACCGGAGUUAUUUCCCGGUGAGGCACGGGGGGAACGUGACUCUAUACCAGGACGCGCACGUUCCCGAAAACGCCCUCCCCGAGAUCGAGCUGGAGGAGGAAAUGGUGUUUAGUCACGGUAAGUGUUGGGAGGAUAUUUGUCACGCGAUUUUGGAAGCGCAUCAUUUGGUGUAUAUUGUUGGGUGGUCUAUUUUCCAUAAGGUGAGGCUGAUGAGGGAGCAGAGCAAGCCGUCGCCGAGCGGCGGGGACUUGAUUCUUGGUGAUUUGUUGAAGUACAAGUCUCAAGAAGGGGUUAGGGUUUUGCUGCUGGUUUGGGAUGACAAGACUUCCCACAGCAAGUUGUUCAUCAAGACGGCAGGAGUGAUGGGAACUCAUGAUGAAGAAACUCGGAAGUUUUUCAAACACUCUUCUGUGACUUGUGUGCUGUCGCCUAGAUAUGCAAGCAGUAAGCUUAGCAUUUUCAAGCAACAGGUUGUUGGAACCCUCUAUACACACCAUCAGAAAUGUGUCAUUGUGGAUACACAAGCGCAUGGAAAUAACCGGAAGCUAACUGCUUUUAUUGGAGGUCUGGACCUCUGUGAUGGUCGCUAUGAUACACCUGAGCAUCGACUAUUUCGUGAUCUCAACACUGUUUUUCAGGACGAUUAUCAUAAUCCAACAUUACCUGCAGGAGGAUCUAAGGGUCCAAGACAACCAUGGCAUGAUUUGCAUUGUAAAAUUGAAGGGCCUGCUGCAUAUGAUGUGCUCAAAAACUUUGAGCAGAGGUGGAGAAAGGCUACAAAAUGGUCAGAGUUUGGGCGACGUUUUAAAAGAAUAUCACAUUGGCAUGAUGAUGCUUUAAUAAAGAUAGAACGGAUAUCAUGGAUACUUAGUCCUAACCCAUCUGUUCCAGAUGAUGAUCCUCAGUUGUGGGUUUCUAAGGAAGAUGAUCCUCAAAACUGGCAUGUGCAGAUUUUCCGAUCCAUAGAUUCAGGUUCUCUCAAAGGAUUUCCAAAAGAUGUUCAUUCAGCAGAGGCUCAGAACCUAGUGUGUGCAAAAAAUCUUGUGAUAGACAGGAGCAUUCAAACAGCAUAUAUUCAAGCAAUAAGAUCUGCUCAGCAUUUCAUAUACAUCGAGAAUCAGUAUUUUCUAGGGUCUUCAUAUGCAUGGCCAUCCUACAAGAGUGCAGGUGCUGAUAAUCUAAUACCAAUGGAGUUGGCGCUAAAGAUUGCUAGCAAAAUAAGAGCAAAAGAAAGGUUUGCAGUUUAUGUUGUCAUUCCAAUGUGGCCUGAAGGCGUUCCAACAUCCGCAUCUGUUCAAGAAAUUUUGUUUUGGCAGGGACAAACUAUGCAAAUGAUGUAUGAAAUUAUUGCCCACGAGCUGAAAGCCAUGAAUCUUGACAAAGCACAUCCAAAAGACUACCUGAAUUUCUAUUGUCUUGGUAAUCGAGAAGAAUGCCCAGUAGAAAGUUUAGAUGCAACCAAGCAACCUUCUGCCAAUGGAGAUGCGGUGUCAGCUUCCCAAAAAUUUGGACGGUUUAUGAUUUAUGUUCAUGCCAAGGGGAUGAUAGUAGAUGACGAAUAUGUGAUUUUGGGUUCUGCCAAUAUUAACCAACGAUCUAUGGCUGGUUCAAGGGACACUGAGAUAGCUAUGGGCGCAUAUCAACCCCAUCAUACCUGGGCUAAGAAGAAAAAACAUCCACAUGGCCAGGUAUAUGGAUACAGAAUGUCGCUCUGGGCAGAGCACUUGGGGAAAUUAGACGAGUGUUUCAAGGAGCCCCACAGUUUGGCUUGUGUGAAAAGCGUGAACAAGAUUGCUGAAGAAAACUGGAAGGGGUUCAGCUCGGAGGAAUUCACUCGGCUGCAGGGCCAUCUUCUCAGAUACCCGGUGGAAGUAGACGUCAAUGGUAAGGUAGGCCCCUUGCCUGGACAAGAGAAUUUCCCUGAUGUAGGGGGAAAGGUGAUUGGCGCUCGAACAAACCUCCCUGAUGCUUUAACGACGUAGCCUUUUUCCGAUAGUUUUCUUGUCCAUUUUUUACUACGAGUGUACCAUUUUCUUGUCAGUGUUUCCUCUCAAUUUUCUGUACCCACUUUUACUUGUACAUGUGUUCCGGUGCAUAUUCGGCUAUUAGAUUACGUGAGAGUCUUGAGAGAUGGGAAGAUAUUCACCAGGUCUAUUGGCCGAUCGAAAACCGAUACUUGUACAAAGGAUUUAAGUUCUCAUUGUUUCCGGUGUGAUUCUUUUAUAGCACUGCUGUAACUCAUACCACAAAGAAACACAGAAUUGUACGGAAUAUCUUUAGAUGUUGUGAGAGUGGAAUUUUUGUCACGCUUAAGCUCUCAAUUCAAA